Molecule: messenger RNA, 986 nt
Organism: Mesocricetus auratus (golden hamster)
Lineage: Eukaryota; Metazoa; Chordata; Mammalia; Rodentia; Cricetidae
Exons: 4
Coding region: 1-822 (273 amino acids)
Source: RefSeq, a predicted model, not a curated record
AUGCAAGAUCCGCACACGCACACACACGCGCGCACACACGCGAUCGAGCGAGCGAGCCAGCAGACCAAGGCGUCAAUCCCGUUCAGAAUACCACCGGCGGCGGCGAAGUUUCCAGCCCCCGAACGCAGGGAGGAAGGGGGAGGAUGCGAUGGCGCGGGGCCGCACAAGAGCACGCCUCCGCAGCCGCCGCUGCAGCAGCGCCGCGCCAGGUCCCGGGCGGUGCUGUGGGUCCCAACCCGCCCGAGGUGUGCGCUCGGAGCCCGCCAACCCGCGCGGCUCCGAACCCGAGGGCGGAGAGCGAGAUACCUGCACCUGCAACCGCAGCCAGAGGCACCGCCGUCAGCUUUCCAGAGCCCGGUCCCGCAGCAGCAGCAGCAGCAGCUACGCGCGCGCACACACACACACAAACGCAAGCCCGCGGGAGCCACGGCGCCUGCGCAGAAGCUAAGAACUACGAUUUUUCCCGGGGUCCGCUGGCCUCUCUUUCAAGAAACUCCAGUGCUCUCCAUAGGCUCUUGUCUGGCCUGUUGCGCAUGGUCACUGGGGAGCGGAUGGGGGAUGGGGGGCUCGGGUACUAAAUUAUUGCUGCGCCAGAGGCUUAGAGGCCUAGAACCCUCUUACCGCCGUCGGAUCUGUGCGGGCCCCGUAUCCACGAGCACUGACUCAGGACCUUCUUUGUGGAAAGCAAGCGCUGUGCCACAGAAAGUUCUCUACACAGUGCCACAGCUUAUGUUUUACAAAUGUGGAAAACCAGCUCCAGAGAAGGUCACACCCACUUCUAAUCUAGGCAGUGGUGGCGAGAGCAGUCCUGGAUCACUCUAGAAUCUGUGAUGACAGAUAAGAGAUUGCAUGAAUCUCAGGAGAGACUUUGGAUUUUGGACUUUGAAACUUUGUUGAGACUGUGAAGGACUAUGGGAACUUUUGAAGUUGGACUAAAUGCAUUUUGCAUUAUAUUAUCUUUAUAAGAGUUGCUGUGGGGCUGGAGA